Molecule: messenger RNA, 2814 nt
Organism: Lodderomyces margitis
Lineage: Eukaryota; Fungi; Ascomycota; Pichiomycetes; Serinales; Debaryomycetaceae
Gene: LHS1
Product: Hsp70 family chaperone
Exons: 1
Coding region: 1-2814 (937 amino acids)
Biological process (GO): endoplasmic reticulum unfolded protein response; negative regulation of hypoxia-induced intrinsic apoptotic signaling pathway; cellular response to hypoxia
Cellular component (GO): endoplasmic reticulum chaperone complex
Molecular function (GO): ATP-dependent protein folding chaperone; ATP binding
Source: RefSeq, a predicted model, not a curated record
AUGAGAUUCUUACUCACCUUGACGUGCAUACUAUCGUCUGUUCUCUCUGCAAUUGUGGGAAUAGAUUAUGGACAGCAAUUCACAAAGGCGGUGUUAUUAGCACCUGGCAUUCCAUUUGAAUUGGUAUUGACGGACGAAGGAAAAAGAAAAGACUUGUCGGGUAUCUGUAUUAGAAAAGAGCCUGACGGUGGAUUAGAAAGGGCCUAUGGAUCACAAAUGGGCUCAUUGGUCACCAGAUUUCCCCAGAGUACUGUCUUGGAUUUAAAACAAUUGAUUGGUAAAACAUUUGACGAUCCUGCCACUGAAAAAUAUUUAAGAACCCACUUUGGCAUCAAGUUGUUAGGAGAUGAGUCUAGGAAUAAUGCCAUUAAGUUUGAUCUUGGAUUGGGAAAUUCAAGUUAUCAAUUUUCAGUGGAAGAAUUAUUGGCAAUGUCGUUGAACGAGGUGAAAGCAAGGGCAUUGAAUGAUCUCGAGGAGAACCCCCACGCAGCAGCAUUGGUUGAAGAUGUUGCAAUCAGUAUACCACCAUUUUCUUCCCAGGCAACUCGUCAAGCCUAUUUGGAUUCCUUAUACUUGGCUAAUUUUUCAAAUGUUUUAGGCUUGGUGGAUGAGGGAACUUCUGUUGCGCUCAACUUUGCAGGAAAUAAAAAGUACGACCAAUCUGAGUACAAUGAUGUUACCGAGUAUCACUUGGUGUUUGACGCUGGUGCUGGUUACACUACGGCAACUUUGUUCUCCAUUACUCCACGAUCGAACGGAAAAGUUGUUUUGAAAAUGGAAAGCGUUGGGGAAGAUUUACUAUUUGGUGGAAAGACCUUGACGGAGUCAGUUUAUUCCAUUGUGUUGGAAAAAUUACUCAACCACUUUGGUUUGGAAUCGUCAGAUCUUUCUGAAAAGAUUCAUGCCAGACUAUAUGAGGUUGCUGAAAAAGCAAAGAUCAUUUUGUCUGCAAAUACUGAGUAUCAUUCCACUUUGGAAUCUAUUUAUGGUGACAAAGAUUUCAAAGUUCUGGUUACAAGAGACGAGUUUGAGGAGUUUAAUUCAGAUUUAAUGGAGAGAGUCACCAAACCAAUAGCGAGUGCCCUUAAGAAAUCCGGCUUGAGUGUAAAGGAUUUGAAAUCAGUCAUUUUGAAUGGAGGGUCAACCAGAGUACCAUUUGUUCAAAAACACGUGUCGUUGUUUGUGGGUGAGGACAAGAUAUCCAAAUCAGUAAAUACCGAUGAGAGUUCUGCUUUGGGAACUACGCAAAUGGGCUUGAAAUUGAAAACCAAGACACAGAAUCCUAAAGACAUCAAGUUAAUUGACAGAAGUUAUCACAAUUUUGAGGUUAGCACAAACGCAAACGAUGAGCAAUUGGUUGUCUUUGGCGAAGAAUCUGAGGUCGGAAACACGACGAAAGUAAAUCUUGGAGAAGUUGGUGAUCUGUUGUCUAUUUCCUUGUUUGAGGAUGGCUCGUUGAUCAAGUCGUACAGUUUUGGCGAUAUCUCCAAUGCCGUUCAAAAGUUGGGUUGCAAGUCGGGAGAAAGUAAGGAAGUGAUAGCUACUUUUGAGCUUAAUAAGAGCAAGAUCUUUGAUCUUGUGAAGACCAACAUACAGUGUCAACCAAAGAACACUGGCUCCUUUUUGAAGAAUUUGCUCAAAAAUAACGGCGUCCAAGAUGUGCUAGAUGUUGAUGCUGAUGAGGAAGAAGGAGAAACGGAUGAAGGAUUUAAUUCAACAUCCAGCGACACAAAUUCAACUAGCAGUGAUUCCAAAGCAAAAGCAUCAAAAGCAUUGAAAUCUACCUAUGUUUCAAUCCCCUCAGCAACAUACCCUCACGUGAAACCAAUAGGCAAGGACCAAAAGAAGAAACUACUUCGAAAACUUGCCCAUUUGAAUCGUUUAGAUGAAGCAAAGAUCGAGUUAACAGCAGUUAGAAACGAAUUGGAGAGUCACUUGUACAAGUUAAGAGACUUAAUUGAGUCGAAUGAAGAUGCUUUAAAAAAGGAAUUGAGUGACAAGGAGAUAGCAAAGUUUGUCAAUUAUGUUGGGGAACAAAUUGAGUGGUUAGAUUUUGAGAGCGAUGGUGCCGUGAUUGAUGACUUGAAGCAAAAAAUCAAGGACGUUGGCGGACGUGAAUCAGAAAUCAAGAGUUACCUUGACAUGUCAAAUACUGAUUUAUCAAAAGAUGGCAUGAAAAAGUUAUAUGAAGAUGGUUCAAGUUUGAUCAUGACUAUUCAGUCUAGCAUGUUGAAAUUUGGCGAACAAAUUGCAGAAGUGCGUAAAAAGUAUGACAAUGCUGGGUUAAACUUUGAUAAAGAAAACGAUAGGAUUAAGUUGAAACUCAUGGGCAAAGAAGACAAAAUGUUGUCAUUCGACAGAAAUUUGCGGGAGUAUAGAGAGGUUAUUAGCAAAAUUGGAGAUUUGUUAGAUUUCCCUGACUCCAAGUUCAACAAAAUCAGCAAAAAAGAAUUGUACAGCUUCCACGAUGCUUUGGCAAAGGGAGUUGCUCAAAUGGUAAUUGACCUUUUCGAGUUGGAAAAAACCCACAACGACCGAGUUAAAUUAUUCGAUGAGCAAUAUGAUAAACUAAUUGAGAGACAGCAACAGAAGGAGUACAGAAAGAAGUUGAGAGAAGCUGCUAAAGAGGCGGAGAAGAAGGCUGCAAGUGAAAACCAAGAUGAUGAAGCUGCUGUUGUAGAAGACGAAACUAGGUCACGUUCUGAGAAUGACGCAGAAUCAUCUAGUACCAUCAAUGAGGAAGCACCUAAAGAGGCCAAUCCAUCUAGCGAAGCUGAUAACAAUGGUGCUGAUAUUGACCAUGAUGAAUUGUAG